AUGACCGACAAAAUGAAUUACAACAAGCCGCGGAAACUCUCAGAUGCGACCGAGUCGACCCAAUCCGCCACAUCCUCCCCAAUAUCCCCUGCCAGCUCUCCGCAACCAAUGCCUGGGGGUCGUCCUGGGUUUCGCAUUAUGCCCCGCACCUCGUCCAUCGAUUCUGCGAUUUCUUCCCUUUCCUCGGCAUCCCAGCCUCACAAGUCCACAUUCGAUGCCAACGCGUUAAGUCAGGCUGAUAUCGCAAACCUCAUAGCUACUGCGGGCUCCGCCGAGUCUGUGAUUGUACAUCUGCUCAAGGAGAAACACCACGCUGCAUCUCAGAAUUCACAGCUUUGGAGACUGGUCGAUAAGCAGCGGGCACUCAUCCUUGGCUUGAACAAGGAUCUUGAGCGUGCGUUGAAGGAAAAGGAGCGAUACAAAAAGAAGAUGAAAGAAUUGCAAAAUUCGGUGCCACCGGUGCCCUCAGUAGAUGACCAAAUCUUCCCACCGCAGGCUGGCGAAAGCAGUGAUAUUCGUCAUGAUCGCGAAUCUCCCAACCAAAUUCAGCCGCAGAAUCAGCCGAAACCCCAGCACUCGUCCAGAGUGGUGGAAAAGUCCUUGAGAAUCGAGACUAGAUCAACGCCUAGCGCAGCUGGAUCGCAAAACUCAGCCGAGAACGAUUCACCUAUUGACCCUCGUAAAGAUUGCUCACAGGCAACCCCUAGGGAUGACUUGGAAAAUCCGCAAUCGAUGUCAUAUACUACACAUGAUCCAUUGGCCGCAAGCCCGAAAUCUUUCACGAGUUCCAAGUCUACUGGCAAUGAUCCCCUAUCUGGCGAAGGCAAGCAAAGCAGAUCCUUGCAUCAAAUUCGAAAGGCGCCCCCCGCACCCUUGAACCUCGAAAAACAACCCCAUCGUACAGCCGCACAAAACACCGCCGUGUACGAUUCAGACUCUGAAUAUGAGGAUGUUCUUGCGGUGGAGGAAGUGUCUAUCGAGCGCGGGAGGAGGAAAACUAGGGAUGACGAUGAUCGACAGCGCGAAGCGGCCUUGGGGAAAGACAAGGAGUUUCACAGUGUGCCGGAGAAGAAGAAGCCCCAACCGCUCCAAACCCCUGGUGCUUUCGAUUCUUUCGGCGAUGGGCAUACGAUGUCUGCUGGAAUACCGUCAAGGUCGCGACAGGCGGUUGCACAAUCCCCGCCGCUUGUUGAACGUUCUGAAUCCCUGGCAUCUAUACUGAGCCCUCGUUUGACAAACGCAACACCAUUUAGCGAUCGUACCGUUUUGUCCGCUCCCAAAAGUCCCGGACUGCCCAUGAGUCCAAGACCUGAAGAUCGACCUAUUGGCUCCCCACUACCGCGAAUGCCCAGAGAAAUUCCCAGUUCUUUGGCCUCCAUGCCCAUGUCUUCGAGCGAUGGCCUUGCGGGAUUAGCUCUUACACCUCGAGCAGCUAAGCAUCAAUAUCCAUUUGGACCAGGCAACCCUGUUACAACAGGAACUGACUCUUACCCCCCCCUUGACUAUGACAAUCAGCCCAUUCCUUCCAUUGAUGCUGCUGUCCAAAUAGAUAGCCCCAGGUCACCAAAUAUUACGAACGGCGGUAUUUAUCAAGGCUUGGUAUCCGACGACCAUCCUAAUCUGCUUUUGCCUCCGAAUGCUCUUCCUUUUAUCGAAGUGAGAGUGUCAUCUUCACGUCUUCGGCCUUCCAGGAAUAGUUACAUGGCAUCAAGGCCAGCCGAGGAGGAGCCAGUCUUUACAUUAAGUGUCUUUUCGCGGUCUGAAAACUCAGAGCUCUGGCGUGUGGAAAAAGUCAUUGCGGCUCUCCCCCAAUUAGAUCAGCAGAUGAGACAACUGUCCUCUUUUGCGGGAAAGUUGCCUGAUAAGGCCAUGUUCAGCGGACACUCCCCUGCCAAGGUGGAUGCAAGACGUGCAGCUCUAAAUUGUUAUUUUGAGGCUCUUCUUGAUACUCCUAUGGAUGAGAAGGCUGCCUUGAUUAUUUGCCAGUUCCUUACUUGCGAUGCUAUUGAACCCCGAGAUGAUGAGACCAGCUUACUGAAAAGCAAUAAUCAAGUGAAAUCUGAAAUCCUACGGGGCCCGGAUGGGAAACCCAGGAAAGAAGGCUACCUCACUAAGAGAGGAAAGAAUUUUGGCGGGUGGAAAGCGAGAUAUUUUAUUCUGCAUGGCCCAGAACUCAAAUACUUUGAGUCCCCGGGUGGUCCUCAUCUCGGGACCAUCAAACUCUACAGUGCUCAGAUUGGCAAGCAAUCGCAGAACACAAAUGCUCAGAGUAAUUCUCCUUCACGUGGCGAGGAUGAUUCUGAUAAUCAAUACCGCCAUGCGUUCCUCAUUUUGGAACCGAAGAAGAAAGACUCAUCCGCUCUCGUUCGACAUGUCCUAUGCGCCGAGAGCGAUGAAGAAAGAGAUGCUUGGGUCGAAGCACUUCUGGAGUAUGUUGAAGGGCACUCCUCGGAGAGCGAGGGCUUUAAUAUCAUACCUUCGGCCAAUCAACCCCAAGCAACCGGAAAGCAAGCCACCAGUUCCAAUCCCAAGUCCAGGUUUUUUACUAAUGGAAGUAAAAGAAACGGCAAGGGAGUUGAGAGUCCAGAAUUGGAUGGGCCUGAAACCGUUCAAGGAUUCAGUUUUGACGAUGCAGUUCCUGCGGAGCCCCCGGUUCUUGGGGCAUCUUUCGACAGACAGCCACCAAAAUCCCCACAAAUACCGCCAGGAAUCUUAACGGAUUCCGCAGACCCAAAUCAGGCUGCAGGUAAUACUGAUUUUGGACACCUCACAUCACACCCCUCCAAGGUAAUUUCAGGACCCACAAACGGUGCAAAGAUUCAAGAUGCAGGGGCUUGGGGCAAUAAAGCGGCUGCUAGUAACCCAACUUCUACCAAGGAAAAGAAACGCAGCAUCUGGGGUUUCCGUACAAGAUCAUCGUUUGAUCUUGCUUCGCAACUCCAGGCCAGCCAUGAGGCUUCUAUGACGCAAGCUCAGAGCAGCACUCCGAUUGACAGAAAUUUUGUUAGGCCUGUCUUUGGAAUUCCAUUGGCAGAAGCAGUGCAUUUUUGUCCGCCACAAGGCGUAGACGCCGACUUACCAGCUGUUGUUUAUCGCUGCAUUGAGUAUCUUGAAGCCAAGGGAGCAGCAUUAGAGGAGGGUAUAUUUCGGCUAAGUGGGUCAAAUGUUGUCGUCAAAGCGCUCAAGGAACGAUUCAACACCGAAGGCGACGUUGACUUCCUCGCUGGAGAUCAGUACUAUGAUGUUCACGCAGUGGCCUCUCUUUUCAAACAGUACCUGCGAGAGCUUCCCUCGACAGUCUUAACCCGCGAGCUUCAUUUAGAAUUCCUGCGUGUGCUUGAGCUUGGUGAGCGGCAUAAGAAAAUCGCGGCAUUCAAUGUCCUUGUACACAGACUCCCGAAGUCGAAUCUUGCUCUGUUGCGAGCACUAGCGCAGUUUUUGAUUGUCAUUGUCAACAACUCCGAUAUCAAUAAAAUGACGGUCAGAAACGUUGGUAUUGUCUUCGCUCCAACACUUAACAUACCGGCUCCAGUAUUUUCGAUGUUCCUCACCGAUUUUGACAGUAUUUUCGGUGUCUCUCCCAGACAUAGUCUAGAAGGAACGGAGGUCGCCGCUGAUCGAUUUGUAUCCUCAGAAGAUGCUCGUUCUCCAAGACAUCAAAGGUUCUCGGACAUACCCACACCUGGUCCUCAUCAGACAACAUUCCGGAGACAAGAAGAUUUCCCUGAUACUGUGCCUGAGGAAUAUCCGACACAAAGUAACACUGGAUUCACCGUAAUGCAGCCGAGCUAUGAGCAAUUGUCUUACAUUCCAGAAAAUUACAACCAAAGCCAACCUAGCUCUCCAUCAGUGAACAGAAUGUUGACACCAAACUUCGAGAAUUCCCGCUCUGCCAAGGCAAAGAGGCGAGAGAGCUCUCUUCUUUUCAUGGAAGCCAACUAUCAAAAUACCUCCAUUCCAACGUCACGCGAGGACCAUGGCUUCGGUAAUUGA
This is a messenger RNA of Aspergillus wentii DTO 134E9, 3993 nucleotides long. RefSeq names its product GTPase-activating protein BEM3. NCBI's taxonomy places the organism in Eukaryota, Fungi, Ascomycota, Eurotiomycetes, Eurotiales, Aspergillaceae. The record is from RefSeq and is a predicted model, not a curated record. Gene Ontology annotation, biological process: regulation of GTPase activity; signal transduction. The transcript has 3 exons. Bases 1 to 3993 code for a protein of 1330 amino acids. Gene Ontology annotation, molecular function: phosphatidylinositol binding. Gene Ontology annotation, cellular component: cytoplasm.